CUCUUUAUCUAAGGCAAAGGAUGGAUAGCAUAGUUCUUGACAUCCAAAGCAAACAAUAUGUCUAAAGAGGUUGACUCGCUCCAUACUUUGGAGAAGAGUUCAUUUGACAAGCCAUUGAAUGGAGACAAUGAUGCUGCUGGUUCACUUUCUAAGCAAUAUAAAGUUAUUUCUUCAAGAGAUGCUGAUGUCACACUCAAAUUCCAGGAGGAAUGGGAUUCACAGGUACCAGAGAUUACUCCAGAACAAGAGGCCAAACUCUCGAGAAAGGUGUCUUGGUACAUUGUUACAUUCACUGCCACUGUGAACCUCAUGCUUUACAUGGACAAGGCAACUUUGUCAUAUGCAGCCAUCUUGGGACUCUUUGAGGACACAAAUCUCACAACAGGAGAAUACAAUAACGCCAACACUCUAUUUUAUGUUGGCUUUAUCCUUGGACAGAUACCAGGUGUGUACCUUCUGCAAAAACUCCCCGUGGGUCGUUAUCUUACGGGCUUGACAGUAUCGUGGACUUUAAUCAUCUUUCUAAGUUGUACCAUGCACAAUUUCCAAGGUGUUUACGCUGUUAGAUUUUUCCUAGGCCUUGUCGAAGCAGUUGUCGUUCCAAUCUUAAACAAUACCAUGGGUCAAUUUCUCACAUCGAAGGAAAAGGCUGCUGCUGCACCAUUAUUCUACUCCACUUGUCUUGGUGUGACAAUUCCAGCUGGUUUCAUCGCCUACGGUGUAAUAUACGCCGAGAAUACGAUAUCUGGUUGGAAGAUUUUUAUGAUUAUUAUUGGUGGACUCACUUUCAUUAUGGGUAUCUUUAUCUUCUUUUUCUAUCCUGACAACCCAACAAAUGUUAAGGGUUUCUCGAUCGAAGAGAAGAUCUGGAUCAUUCGUAGAGUACAGAAGUCUACAGGAUCAUCCAUCGAGCAGAAAUAUUUCAAGAAGUACCAGGCUGUAGAGGCAUUGAAGGACCCAAUAACAUGGCUUUUUUUCGGCUACAUAUUCUUUUCUCAGUUGGCUAACAAUUUGCCGUAUCAACAGAAUCUUUUGUUUGAAGAGAUGGGCGGUAUUUCAAAUUUGGAUUCGACCUUGGUUUCAGUUGCAUCUGGUGGGUUCGCAGUUGUGUGCUGUAUCCUCUCUUGGGCUUUCAUGUGGAAAUUUCCAAACACCUCUGCAUUUUCCGCGAUCUUCUGGACCAUCCCAUCAUUUGUUGGUUCAAUACUCGCUGUUGCUCUCCCAUGGGACAAUAAGAUCGGUAUUCUUGCCGCUCUCUGUCUCGCUUCUCCGGUGUUUGGUAUCCCUUACAUCAUUAUGUUCUCAUGGAAUUCAGCAACAGCUUCUGGCUACACAAAGAAGAUGGUUCGUAAUGCUACGAUAAUGAUAGCCAUGGGUAUUUCCAACCUGAUAUCUCCGCAGCUAUGGAGAUCCAACGACUCUCCACGUUACAAGAACGCAUGGAUCGUUCAGAUUGUUUUGUCAUUUAGUGCUGCUCCAUUUUUAUGCUUUGUCAUUUGGUGGAUAUUGAAAAAACGUAACACUGAGCGUUUGGCAGAAAUGGAUAACAGUGAAAAGGUUGGUGUCAUCAAAGACGAAGAUAAAGAAGUUGUCGUGAAUCUGGCUACAUUGGAUUUGACAGACUUGGAGAACAAGACCUUUUUGUAUCCACUUUGAGAAUCUGUUUUAGUAUAGUGGGGUAGAUUUGAAGCGAGUCAGUUGUUUAAUAUGGUUUAAUAUGUCCUCACAACUACAACAACUGCAGCCCAACUAUUACCGCUGUUUAUAUACAUUCAACAUGUCGCAGGAAAUAUAACAUCCGUGUUGAAUACAAACAUAUAACGAAAGCAUGCCUUACUUA
Williopsis jadinii is the source of this 1840-nucleotide messenger RNA. It is a transcript of the gene YCT1, whose product is annotated as Yct1p. Bases 58 to 1656 code for a protein of 532 amino acids. Gene Ontology annotation, cellular component: membrane. The transcript has a single exon. Gene Ontology annotation, biological process: transmembrane transport; L-cysteine transport. Lineage: Eukaryota; Fungi; Ascomycota; Saccharomycetes; Phaffomycetales; Wickerhamomycetaceae. Gene Ontology annotation, molecular function: L-cysteine transmembrane transporter activity. The record is from RefSeq and is a predicted model, not a curated record.